AUGAAGUCUAUCGGCAUCUUUCCGGGCUCGGGUGGUUUGGGCGGCAGUACCUACGAGUACCUGCGCAAGCUCCUCCCUAAUGAUCAAAUCAUCCUCAUCAACCGAUACCCAGAAAAGAUCCCGCAAGAGCAUCUCGAACACGGAGUCAGAGUGCGCAAGGCCUCGUACGAGUCAAGCCCCUCCGAUCUAGAAGCCGCGUUUGCAGGCAUCGAGGUCCUCUUCCUCAUCUCCUAUCCAAGCCAUGUGCACGAUUACCGAAGAAAGGUGCAACUACCCGCCAUAGACGCAGCGCGCCGCGCCGGUAUCAAGCACAUCUUCUACAGCUCCCUGGCCUUCGGCGGCGACUACCAGGACACCUCAAUAGCGGAGGUGAUGCAAGCCCACCUCGACUCCGAGCGCCACCUGACAGAAGCAGCCGCCUCCGACCCCAGCUUCACCUUCACCUCCAUACGCGAGGGGCUCUACUCAGAAUCGUACCCGAUCUACACGGCCUUCUUCGACAUCAACGCGCCGGCGGACGAGAUCCUCAUACCCCACGACGGCUCCGGGCCCGGCGUCGCGUGGGUCAAGCGCAACGAGCUCGGGGAGGCGACGGCGCGGCUCAUCGCGAACUACUCGUGGGACCCGGACCAGUUUGCCUACGUCAACAAGAAGAUCCUGCUCACCGGCUCGAGGGAGUGGUCGCUGGAGGAGACGGUGCAGGUUCUGGGCCAAGUCGCCGGCAAGGACGUUCGCAUUCGCCAGGUUGAUGUUGAUGAGUACGUCAAGCUGCCGCAGGUCGUCGCGCGCUUCGGAUCGCAGGAGAAGGCAAGGACGUGGGCGACCGCUUGGGAUGCUAUUCGGGCGGGAGAGACAGCCGUGGUGACGAGUCAUAUGAAGGACAUUAUCGGGCGGGAACCUGAAGCGUUUGAUGUGACUAUCGCACAGUUGAGACAGUCAUGA
Messenger RNA from Colletotrichum siamense, 942 nucleotides. RefSeq names its product Quinone oxidoreductase 2 (gene qorB-0). The transcript is spliced from 2 exons. Lineage: Eukaryota; Fungi; Ascomycota; Sordariomycetes; Glomerellales; Glomerellaceae. The coding region runs from base 1 to 942 and encodes 313 amino acids. The record is from RefSeq and is a predicted model, not a curated record.